Epithele typhae is the source of this 2157-nucleotide messenger RNA. RefSeq lists its product as uncharacterized. NCBI's taxonomy places the organism in Eukaryota, Fungi, Basidiomycota, Agaricomycetes, Polyporales, Epitheliaceae. Gene Ontology annotation, biological process: protein phosphorylation. Gene Ontology annotation, molecular function: protein kinase activity; ATP binding. The record is from RefSeq and is a predicted model, not a curated record. The transcript has 6 exons. The coding region runs from base 1 to 2157 and encodes 718 amino acids.
AUGACCUCCGUCUACAACCUUCCUGUGUCCUACGAUGCCGUGGACGGCCCGAGGAAAGCGCCUCAAGGCCACGUGCUCGCAACCAUCGACGCCAUGGUCGGGCCGAUGCCGCCCGCCAGAUUUCUGAACCGUUUCCUUCCUCAGCCUGCCUUCUCGAUCCCGAACCACCUCCUCCCCAGCAAUGACGCCUUCACACACGUACCGGACAUGGCCGACAGUGUCGCAGAGAUCUACGAGCCCCUGGCCGCGGCGUUGAAUCAACGCACAGAGGGAGGCCCACGCUGUCCAGGUUUCGUGUUCGACAUCACCGCGGCGCGGAUUGCGCAUCCAGACAGGCGCAGAUACAUGAAGCCGCAUAUAUGCUGCUACAAGGAGCCCAAUCUGGAGAUCGUCCAGGCCGCCGACAAAGCCUCGCGCAUUGAUCUCGGGUACGCCGAACUCUUCAUCGACGUCUCCCCCGACCCCCUCCGUGACUUCUUCAACAACCCCCCGCCGGACGUCCGGAGAUCCAACUACAGCCUGCGAAGCUACCACCACGUGUUCACCGGCCAACGGAGGCACGAGCACGUGGAAGACCUCUUCGGCCAGCACAUCGCGCACGUCGUCGAGGUCCUCGCCCGGCAGUCGCGCACCUUCCUCUUCACCGUUGCCAUCCAUGGCUCGUGCGCGCGGCUCCUCCGCUGGGACCGCUCCGGGUGCGUCGUCUCCGAGGCCUUCGACGUGCGCGCCCGCCCGAACGUCCUCUGCGACUUCCUCUGGCGGUUCUCCCAGACCUCCGACGCCGGUCGCGGCCACGACACCACGGUGGAAUACGCGCUUCCAUGGGAAGAGGUGCGCUUCCGGGACGCCGUCCGCCUACACAUCCUCACACAGCUCGACCCCGGAGAGGACUUGGAGGAGGCCGUCGAGCAGCAUUACGCCCCGGGCCAGGUAUUCGCCGCCCGAGUCUUGCACCAAGACCAUCCGGCUUCCGACGAGCACACGCGACGGUUCCUCUUCUCCCGGCCUGUCGCGUCGUCCCUCGCGCUGCUCGGGCACGGCACGCGCGGUUGCUGGGCCGUGGACGCGGCGACGAGCGAAGUCGCGUUUCUCAAGGACACCUGGCGGAACGCGUAUCAGCAUCCGCCGGUCUAUCUGGCAAACGAAGUGCAGUCGACACGCACCGACGAGCUCCUUGGCCGUCACCGGCCGUCAUGGGCAUGCGCGCCCAUUGACAGCCAAGAAUUGAAAAUCGCACCGCAAGCACGACGGCAUUACCGGCUCGUGUUGGGGACCGUCGGACGGCCUUUCAGCACUCAGCGAGGCACGAAAGAGCUGUUGCAUGCUUGCCACGAUGUGUUUACUGCGAUGAGAGACGCCCUUGCGAGAGAUCGCCGCCUGCAUCGUGAUAUCAGCACAGGCAAUAUCGUCCUGGUGCAGGAGCCUGACAGUGAAACGCGACGGGGAUAUCUCAUCGAUUGGGAGCUGUCGAGCAGGGUGCGCGCGGAUGGGCGCGCGGAGAAGUCCAAAUCGGUGGGUACGGCGUGGUUCAUGGCAAAGCGCCUCUCCAUCCGCCUGCUGGUUCAAGGCUAUCCCCACGUCUUACAGGACGACAUGGAGUCUUUGCUUUACGUGGUUCUCCACGCCGCUUUGCGGUGGCAGCCGCAUGAUUUACCCCAGGGCGCGCCCCGGGAAAGGUGGAAUGUGUUCUACAAAAGCAACCUGGCCACCGCCGCACGCGACGCCGCGGCGGGCGUCCGGUUCGACAGCGACGCGGUCAGGGAGUGGCUGGACACCAUGAUGGCCUUCCACGCCCCUCUCCCCACCCACGGCGCCGAGCUCAGGGACAAGUGGACGGGCGACGGCCAGGCGGUCGACGACUUCUGGACCGACUUCCUCGCCACCCGCGACCUCGAACCCGCCAACCGGACGGAGCACGAGUUCCGGGCCGUGGCCUCGCCCACCGCGCCGUUGGCACCGUGGACGUCGGCGAGCCGCCCUCCUAUGGGCGAAGGCUGGGUGUCGAGCUCGCGCGAGCUUUCCUCCUUUGCCUCGCCCCGCCCUCGCCCCCGUCGCCCUCGCCAUCGCCGUCGGUAUAUCCCUCUCCCUUCAAUUCGCGUUCUCCUACGCCAGUCCCGGAAUUGGCGCCGAGGAGGAGGACGAGGCGCAAAGAAGUAG